CUAACAUGUGUCACUUUCUGUGUUUUUUACGGAAGAAGCAAAGUGGGAACAAUUGGAAAAGCAAUCUGACUGUAAAAAGAAGCAGACCAGUAUUUGUCUGUCUUUGACGCUUGCAUUCAAUUAAGAAGAAGAUGAUGAUGAAGAAGAAGAACAGCCCAAGACAACCGAGAGAGUAAAAAAGAGAAAAAUUCACCCAAACUGUAGCACAGCCAAAGUAGUGGGGUUGAAAAAACUGAGCGGCAAAAACAUCAGCUCAAACCAAGCCGGAUAGAGGGAAAAAAAAAAGGAGAAAAAUAUAAGGUAAAGAGAGAGGAAAAAUUGUUCAUAAAGCGAGGAAUUUCGCCAAUGUCACAAGAUUCUGAGGAGAUAAAGACGAUUGAGCAGUGGAAAUGGUCCGAAAUGCAAGGGCUUGAGCUCGUCUCUUCUGAUCCUCUUCCUCCCGAAUCAUUUAUAACCAACAACCCAUCAGCUCCAACGGCGAAAAACACAGACCCUGAAGACCUCAGACCCACAACAGAAGAGGCUCAAAACGGAAUUGGCAGAGCCACAAACAGAGAAAUGGAAUCUACGAGUGAUUCCAAGAAGGAAAACGGCGGUGGCACCAGUGGGGAGAAGCCUGAGACCGUCACUGCCGUUGGUUUUGGUGAGCUUUUCAGAUUCGCCGAUGGGUUGGAUUACGUUUUGAUGGCAAUUGGGUCGGUCGGAGCUCUUGUCCACGGUUGUUCUUUGCCUCUGUUUCUUCGAUUCUUCGCUGAUCUUGUUAACUCCUUUGGGUCUUAUGCCAAUGAUGUGGAUAAAAUGAUGCAGGAGGUUUUGAAGUACGCAUUCUACUUUCUCGUGGUUGGAGCUGCGAUAUGGGCGUCAUCCUGGGCAGAGAUUUCGUGUUGGAUGUGGACCGGCGAGCGGCAGUCCACGAAGAUGAGGAUCAAGUACCUAGAAGCAGCACUGGACCAGGACAUUCAGUAUUUUGAUACAGAGGUUCGAACAUCUGACGUCGUUUUCGCCAUCAACACUGAUGCAGUGAUGGUCCAAGACGCCAUUAGUGAGAAGCUGGGCAACUUCAUCCACUAUAUGGCAACUUUUGUGUCCGGAUUCGUUGUGGGUUUCACUGCUGUGUGGCAAUUGGCGUUGGUAACUCUUGCGGUGGUUCCUUUGAUUGCUGUAAUCGGCGGCAUCUACACCACCACAAUAGCUAAGCUCUCUGCCAAGACCCAGGAAGCUCUAUCAGAAGCUGGGAAUAUCGUCGAACAGACAAUAGUUCAAAUUCGAGUUGUUUUUGGAUUCGUGGGCGAAUCAAGAGCACUGCAGAGAUACUCCGCCGCAUUGAAGAUUUCCCAAAAGAUAGGUUACAAGAGUGGAUUCUCCAAGGGUAUGGGAUUGGGCGCCACUUACUUUGUUGUUUUCUGCUGUUACGCCCUUCUGCUCUGGUACGGUGGUUAUCUUGUCAGACACCACGCCACCAAUGGCGGUCUGGCCAUAGCCACUAUGUUUGCAGUGAUGAUUGGCGGACUGGCAUUGGGGCAAUCUGCUCCGAGCAUGAGUUCAUUCGCUAAGGCUAAAGUUGCAGCUGCUAAAAUCUACCGUAUCAUCGACCAUAAGCCUACUCUAAACCGCAACAACGAAUCUGGUUUGGAAUUAGAAUCAGUUUCAGGACUGGUUGAGCUGAAGAAUGUAGAUUUCUCAUACCCAUCAAGGCCGGAUGUAAGAAUCCUGAACAAUUUCUCCUUAACUGUCCCUGCCGGAAAAACUAUAGCUCUGGUUGGUAGCAGUGGCUCCGGCAAGAGCACCGUUGUCUCCCUAAUUGAAAGAUUCUAUGACCCCAUUUCAGGAGAAGUUCUACUAGAUGGGCGUGACAUAAAAACUUUGAAGCUGAGAUGGUUAAGGCAGCAAAUAGGAUUGGUGAGCCAAGAACCUGCUCUUUUUGCUACCACCAUCAAGGAGAAUAUUCUCUUGGGUAGACCUGAUGCAGAUCAACUUGAGGUGGAGGAAGCUGCUCGAGUCGCUAAUGCUCAUUCAUUCAUUAUCAAACUUCCUGAAGGCUAUGACACCCAGGUAGGGGAAAGAGGACUGCAGCUUUCUGGAGGGCAGAAGCAGAGGAUCGCAAUAGCAAGGGCAAUGCUUAAAAACCCUGCGAUCCUACUCUUAGACGAAGCUACUAGUGCAUUGGACUCUGAGUCGGAAAAGCUUGUACAGGAAGCUCUUGAUCGUUUUAUGAUCGGGCGGACCACUCUUGUUAUUGCCCAUCGACUCUCUACCAUUCGCAAGGCUGACCUUGUGGCUGUACUCCAACAAGGAAGUGUUUCUGAAAUUGGAACACAUGAUGAGCUCUUUGCUAAAGGAGAGAAUGGUGUAUACGCCAAGCUCAUCCGGAUGCAGGAGAUGGCACAUGAAACUGCUCUCAAUAAUGCCAGAAAGAGUAGUGCAAGGCCUUCGAGUGCCAGGAACUCAGUGAGCUCACCAAUCAUUGCACGAAAUUCUUCCUAUGGACGAUCACCAUAUUCACGUCGAUUAUCCGACUUCUCCACAUCUGAUUUUAGUCUUUCCCUUGAUGCUUCACUUCCCAAUUACAGGCUUGAAAAACUUGCCUUUAAGGAGCAAGCCAGUUCUUUUUGGCGUCUCGUGAAAAUGAAUUCACCUGAAUGGCUUUAUGCAUUACUUGGUUCUAUUGGCUCUGUUGUUUGUGGGUUUUUAAGUGCUUUCUUUGCAUACGUUCUAAGUGCUGUUCUCAGUGUCUAUUACAACCCAGACCAUGGUUUCAUGAGCAGAGAAAUUAUUAAGUACUGCUACUUAUUAAUCGGACUUUCGUCCGCUGCUCUUCUCUUCAAUACAAUACAACAUUUCUUCUGGGAUAUCGUGGGAGAGAACCUCACCAAACGUGUAAGAGAGAAGAUGCUGACAGCAAUACUGAAAAAUGAAAUGGCAUGGUUUGAUCAGGAGGAAAAUGAGAGUGCAAAGAUUGCUGCAAGGCUGGCCCUCGAUGCUAACAAUGUCAGAUCUGCCAUUGGAGACAGGAUUUCUGUGAUUGUACAGAACACAUCACUCAUGCUAGUUGCAUGCACCGCUGGGUUUGUUUUGCAGUGGCGCCUAUCUCUUGUCCUUGUAGCUGUCUUCCCCGUGGUUGUUGCAGCCACUGUUCUACAGAAAAUGUUCAUGACUGGUUUUUCAGGAGACCUUGAGGCCAACCAUGCCAAGGCCACACAACUAGCAGGGGAGGCGAUAGCCAAUGUAAGGACAGUUGCUGCAUUCAACUCAGAAGAAAAGAUUGUCAGACUUUUUUCAACCAACCUCGAGAUCCCACUACGUCGUUGCUUUUGGAAGGGACAGAUUGCUGGUAGUGGAUUUGGUGUUGCUCAGUUUUCUCUUUAUGCUUCCUAUGCUCUUGGUCUUUGGUAUGCCUCAUGGCUUGUAAAGCACGGGCUCUCUGACUUUUCAAAGGCAAUCCGUGUUUUCAUGGUCCUUAUGGUUUCUGCAAAUGGUGCAGCUGAAACACUAACUCUAGCUCCUGACUUUAUUAAGGGUGGUCGAGCCAUGCGUUCAGUCUUUGCACUUCUUGAUCGCAAAACUGAAAUUGAACCUGAUGAUCCAGAUGCCACUCCAGUACCAGAUAAACUUCGUGGAGAAGUUGAAUUUAAACAUGUUGACUUUUCCUACCCAACUCGUCCUGAUAUUCCCGUCUUUAGAGACCUUAGUUUGCGUGCCCGAGCAGGUAAGACUCUUGCUCUCGUUGGCCCUAGCGGGUGUGGCAAGAGCUCUGUUAUUGCACUAGUCCAAAGGUUCUAUGAGCCAACAUCAGGACGAGUUAUGAUUGAUGGGAAGGAUAUUCGUAAGUUCAAUCUCAAGUCCCUGAGAAAGCACAUGGCAAUGGUCCCUCAGGAACCAUGCUUAUUUGCUGCUUCCAUAUAUGAUAAUAUAGCUUAUGGCCACGAAUCAGCCACGGAAGCCGAGAUCAUUGAAGCUGCUACUUUGGCAAAUGCCCAUAAGUUCAUAUCUGGGUUACCAGAAGGAUAUAAAACUUUUGUUGGGGAGAGAGGAGUUCAACUAUCAGGUGGACAGAAACAAAGAAUUGCAAUUGCCCGUGCACUGAUCAGGAAGGCAGAGCUUAUGUUACUAGAUGAGGCAACAAGUGCACUCGAUGCCGAGUCUGAGCGAUCCGUCCAGGAGGCGCUCGACCGAGCUUGUUUGGGAAAAACAACAAUCGUAGUUGCUCAUCGACUAUCAACUAUUAGGAAUGCUCAUGUCAUUGCAGUAAUUGAUGAUGGUAAAGUUUCAGAACAGGGAUCACACUCACAUUUGUUGAAAAAUUACCCUGAUGGGUGUUACGCCAGGAUGAUACAAUUACAAAGAUUCACACACAGCCAAGUCAUUGGUAUGACUUCAGGUUCAACUUCCUCAGCAAGAACUAGAGAGGAUGAGGGGAGAGAGAGCUAGGAAAUGGAACCUUAGUAGUUGAAAAAGAAAGAAAAAGGAAAACAAAAUCCCUUAUACCCUUAUUAAUUCUUUUGGGUUUUGUCUGGCAUUUUCUAUCCAGUAAGUAUAUUAAAUGUAUUAUCUUAAAUUUUUGCCCCA
This is a messenger RNA of Benincasa hispida (wax gourd), 4566 nucleotides long. RefSeq names its product ATP binding cassette subfamily B1 (gene ABCB1). The record is from RefSeq and is a predicted model, not a curated record. Gene Ontology annotation, cellular component: mitochondrial inner membrane. Gene Ontology annotation, molecular function: ATP binding; ABC-type oligopeptide transporter activity; ATP hydrolysis activity. Gene Ontology annotation, biological process: oligopeptide export from mitochondrion. NCBI's taxonomy places the organism in Eukaryota, Viridiplantae, Streptophyta, Magnoliopsida, Cucurbitales, Cucurbitaceae.